Messenger RNA from Linum trigynum, 219 nucleotides. The record is from the annotation of a GenBank genome assembly. Lineage: Eukaryota; Viridiplantae; Streptophyta; Magnoliopsida; Malpighiales; Linaceae.
AUGUGUGGCGGGAGGCGCAUCCGUUGUGGGAAGAGUUUGGCGAGCGGCGGCGGCUCGCCUAUCAGAGGGCGCUGGCGCGUCGGAAGGAAGCGGGAUUUGUUGAGAAGACGCCAUGGCAAGGUCCGAGGCGCACAGAAGGGCGGACAGAGUGGAGCAAGGGUGUCGCGAGGAGGGAAGUUUAGAGAGGAUAGUACAGAGAAGGUGGAAAGCAAAUUGUGA